AGACAAAGAAAAUAAAAAUUUCGUAUUUCGAUAUUUGUAAUUCUUCCUCAGCUAAUCUAUACUCCCCCCAUCCUCCUCGCCAUGACGUCCGAACUAAGUGCGCCUCCUAUCCUCUCGACGCCGGCAGAACAUACGUUCAAUGAAGACCCCACAUCGUCCUCUGCCAUUUCACAGCCGAACCGUCCCCAUAGGUCUGACCGUGAGCUUUACGAAGUCUACGAAAUCGCCCGCACGGCAUCCGAGAUCCAACAGAAUGGCUGGAACCGAGUCGCGCUUCAAUUCCCCGACGCGAUGCUACCUGACGCCCCUUGGGUUGUCGGCGCACUAGGUACAGAGCUGAGAAAGGGGCAGGCCGAAAUGCACGAUCAGAAUCAGAGAUUGUAUAUCCUAGCGGAUACUUCGUAUAGUGCCUGCUGCGUCGACGAGAUCGCUGCCGAACACGCGGAUGCCGACGGCGUAGUACAUUAUGGCCGAGCAUGCUUGAGUCCAACCUCGAGGCUACCGGUAAUACACAUAUUCACUAGGCAGGCAUUAGAUUAUGACGCCGUAUUCGAGUCGUUCGAGAGGGAGUUUCCCGAGAGAGCAGAGAAAGUCGUGCUGAUGGCGGAUGUCAUGUUUCAAGAGCACGUCGAGCCCAUAAGUAAGAUGUUGGAGGAAAAGGGUUAUGCCAACGUCAUCGCCACCGAAAUCUUACGGGAUCCGACCGGAACGAUACCAAAUCGCAAACUUAUAACCUCCGACACGUCCGUCCACUUGAACGAAUACCAUUUAUUUCACAUCUCCACGCCUCCUACCUCCUUGCUCCUAACUCUCUCUUCUCGUCUCUCCUCUCUAAGGAUAUACCCGACGCCCUCUUCUCCCUAUACGACAGCAUCCGAAAUUCCCGACCCUAGCGCUACUCCGGGUUUACUCCGCCGCCGCUACGCUCUCGUCAUCCGAUUUGCUACGGCGUCUAUCAUUGGAAUUCUGGUGAACACGCUAUCCGUAAAGAAUUACAUGUCGACGAUUUCUACCCUUAAAAACCAGAUUGCCGCCGCCGGAAAGAAAAGUUAUACCAUCGUUGUCGGUAAGCUGAACGCUGCGAAGCUGGCCAACUUCGCCGAAGUGGACGGCUGGGUCGUUGUCGGCUGCUGGGAGAGUGGACUGGUGGAGCAAGAAGGCCUUUGGAAGCCUGUUAUUACGCCGUUCGAGCUCGCGCUCGCGCUGCAAGGCGACGAGAGCAGGGUUUGGACAGGCGAAUGGUGGGGAGGUAUCGAAGGCGUCAAAGCUCCAACUACUGUCGACGGAAGCGACGCGAAAUUGCUUGACCAAGAAGAUACGGCCAAAUCAGUACCCGAAGAAGUCGAAGGAGGCGUCGACGACGAAGAGUCCGAACCUCCCGAGUUCGAUCUCCGCACAGGCAAGCUCAUUAGCCAUAGCCGGCCUAUGAGAGUUGCUAUACGAAGCGCGCCGCGAAGCGCACCCGAGGUUGACGCUGCUGGUCUAAGCUCCAACCAGGGAUCUGCGAGUUCCGCGGUUGCUAAACGAGUUGUCGGCGAUAUUGCCUUGGUAAACGGCGUUGCAAGCCCGGGAGCGGAAUUCUUAAGAUCGCAGAGAACCUGGCAGGGCUUAGGUACAGAUUUCAAUGCUAGGGACGAAGAGGACGAGGAAGAGGAGAGCGCUAUCGUUGAGGAAGGACGAAGCGGAGUUGCUAGAGGCUAUACCGUUGGCGAGGACGAAUUACGGACAUGAGACAGCUUGCUAACCUCGCCGGUUGUAAGCGAACGAGGUUUUAACAAGUUGGAUACCCACCGCGAAGAUGAAUAAUACUCCGAAUAUCGAAUUCUUGCAAAUGUAUAAGGGACAGGCAGAAAGAACCACGGACUCUGACCUAUUCCCAAGCGCCGAUUUAGAGCUGAGAGCCAAUACCAAUACGCUACCCCUCUCAAGGCCCCUACAGCACAGCAGGUCCCCGUUGAUAUCCAUCCUCUCUCACCAUACUGGUCUUGCGCGCCACAUCAAAUAAAUUUGGACGCCUGAUAUAAGACAUAUGGUAUGGAUAUUUGAUGCGGCUACCUAACUACCUCAGAGGCCCUAACUACGCACGAUAUAAUACCUGAGUACAAGUAUUCUG
Molecule: messenger RNA, 2113 nt
Organism: Daldinia caldariorum
Lineage: Eukaryota; Fungi; Ascomycota; Sordariomycetes; Xylariales; Hypoxylaceae
Product: diphthamide biosynthesis protein
Exons: 2
Coding region: 82-1731 (549 amino acids)
Biological process (GO): protein histidyl modification to diphthamide
Molecular function (GO): 2-(3-amino-3-carboxypropyl)histidine synthase activity
Source: RefSeq, a predicted model, not a curated record